Messenger RNA from Siniperca chuatsi (mandarin fish), 2371 nucleotides. It is a transcript of the gene dnajc28, whose product is annotated as DnaJ (Hsp40) homolog, subfamily C, member 28. The transcript has 2 exons. The record is from RefSeq and is a predicted model, not a curated record. NCBI's taxonomy places the organism in Eukaryota, Metazoa, Chordata, Actinopteri, Centrarchiformes, Sinipercidae. The coding region runs from base 44 to 1318 and encodes 424 amino acids.
CAGUUUUUCUGGCGACAGAGGGCGGUAACACAACUGCAGAGAAAUGCGAGCAGAAGAAGAAGAAGAAGAAGAAGAAGAAGAAGGUGGUCCAGUCCAGUCACGUAACAGCAUAGACGGUUCACUUUGGAGUGUGCCAGAAAUGAGUUACACUUUCCACUUCCUGGUGUCGUGCAGCGACUUCUACCAUGGCCGUUUUCUGCUCGUCUUGUCUCGACACUCCCUGUUGCUCAGAACGCUCAGCUCCGGGCCUCAGAUCAGCCACAGUCUGCAAGAGAGCUACAGGCUUCUGCAACUGCCUGACCAGGGACACAGCAGUCCUGUGCAGGUGAAAGAGGCCUACUUGCGCCUAGCCAAGCUCUACCACCCGGACUCUGGGGCUCCGACUGCAGAUGCAGUGCUGUUUGCUCGGGUGGAGGAGGCCUACCGUGCUGUGCUUGCACAUCAGAGCAAGACCAAGCAACCUGAUGGAGGAAAGGAAGUGGAAGAUGAGGAGUCCAGAGGUACAGCAUUCCCACACAGACACUAUCUCAGCUAUGAGGGUGUGGGUUCAGGCACACCCAGCCAGCGUGAGCGUCAGUUCCGGCAGAUUCGUGUCGACCGGGCAUCCGAGCAGGUUUUGAACUACCGGCAGAGGGAGCUUGAGAGGGCAGCUGCUGCAGAGGGGGCGCUGGUGGAACGGGACAUGCGUCAGCGCAGCCGAAAGACCAAGAUCACCCAGGCUGUGGAACGGCUUGUGGAAGACCUGAUCCAAGAGUCCAUGGCCCGAGGAGACUUCAGGAACCUGAGUGGAGCUGGAAAGCCCCUCAACAAGUUUGAGCACAAUCCUUAUGCUGAUCCUAUGACCCACAACCUCAACCGUAUCCUCAUAGACAAUGGUUACCAGCCACCCUGGGUCAUCACACAACGCGACAUCCGAGAGACCACUGCUCAGAUCCGAAAUAGGUUAUUAGAGGGGAGGGCCAAGCUCAGUGACCCCAUGACCCCCAAAGAUCACAGCCAAUGGGAGCAGCUGUGUGCAUCUGUAGAGGAGGAGUUGGUGAAACUUAACAAGACGGUGGACAAUUACAACCUCAUUGUACCGAUGCUCAACAUGCAAAUGGUUCACUUCAGUUUGUCACGAGAGAUUGACCGCGCUGUGAAAGGAGCCCGCCAACACAGACUGGACCAGCAGAGAGAGAGCGAAAAGGAGAGAGAGAGGAGGAAGGAAGAGAAAAAAAGAGCCAACGCAGUAACUAAGCCUAAAAAUACCAAACAAGGCCUGAUGUCUUGGAUGAAGGAUUUGCUCAGAUUAAAACACGAAAACUCUGAAUCUAAGUGAACAGAAAAAUUAUUUGCGAUCAGUGGCUCAUUUGUUUUUUUCACAUAAAACAAUCAUUACAGUCCAUGGGGCAAUACUUCAGACAGACUUGUUCACCCGCUUAUUUCUGUGCACUCUUAAUCAGAGACAAUGGUGCCACAAAUCUUACUCUGUGUUACUACUGCUAUUGCAGGACUGUAAUCAGGUGUUAGUGGAAGAACAGUAUUGAGCAAUCAUGGUUGCGUGACUGUUAAGUGUGAGGAACUGCAUGUGUUGAUAAUGAAGAUUACAACAUGAGGCAAUUUUUAUAUUUGUUUCUGUGAAAUUACUGAUCUGAAAAUAUAAACCUAACACUGUAACUUUUGGUUGCUAUGUGACAUUAAAAGUUAAGUUAAUUAAAAUCUUGUGCUAUAAUAUUUCUGUGAGAGCAUUACAUUCUGUGAGAGCAUUACAUUUAUAUAUCUGGGAAAUGUUUAAAUAGCUGAAUUCUAGUCUGGCAGCUGCUUCAGUGUUGCAGGGUUGCAGAUGACGAUGGACUCCUUGCUGCUGGCUCCGUUACCGGCAGCUUCCCUGUGCAGAGCCUGAGCGACGGCCCUGGACGGAGUCAUCACCUUGGUCCAGUCGUGGGCAAUGUAUUGGUGGUAUGGAUCCUGAGAGCUCUCCAGCUUCUUGGAGCGAAUGUAGCUGAGCAUGAUGCCGAAUGUGAAGAAGCUGAACAUGCCAACCACCAGAAGGAUGUACAUCAUGCCCUCAGACUGAGCGUGGGGCCUGGCUCCAGCCAUGUGGUGCACAGCCUGCUGGGUAGUGUAGUUCUGAGGUAUCGGUGGAGACAGUAUACUUGUGCUGUUGAGGCAGUGCUGCAGGAAGGAGAGCAGGAGUGACUGCAGCUCGGUGGUGUUGAUGUGUGACAUGGCUGACCUCUGCUGGACGCUCAGCAAAUUGCAACUGAGGAGGAAGAAGAGAGUAAAAAAUAGUCAUCUCACAGGAAAGAUCAUCCCCAACUUUAUCUCUGCAGAAAAUAUGUUUUAUUUUGCUAUUGUAUUAUAGAAUGUAUUAUUAAUAUUAUUUUAUUUA